GUAAAGUCAAUCACAGCAGAUACCCGAAAUUUCCAUGAAGUACAGCGGAAACUCCUUGGCUACCUUCAGGUUCCAGACGCGUCGUUGCUCGUCUUAAUAACUGCAGAUCGCUCACUAGCCAAAACACAGUAGGAGAAGGGAGAACUCAACGUCUGAUUUCGAAUCUAUAUGUUUUAAUUUUGCUUCGUUUUGAGGGGAAUUUAAAACUAGGGCUCAGAUUGGAUCUUGCUUUCUAUUCAAGUAUCUUGAUUUCUUUUCUGUUUCCUACAACUUUUCUCAGCUAGCAAACACAAAACUCCUUCUAAUUUUGGGGGUUGUGGUGAGGAGAUACUGAUGGCUUUGGAGCUUGUUGGAGGGGCUGCUUUGGGAGCAGUGUUUGAGAAGUUGUUCCCAGCGGUUGUAGAUGCAAGCAAUAAGGCAACUCAGUUCGACUCCAGCCUCAAAAAACUCGAAGAGACACUCAAAUCCAUAAAUCCAAGUAUCCUAGAGAUGAAAAAGUUGAACGACCAGUUGGAUCAUCCAAAGGAGGAAUUGGAGGAAUUGGAGAAAUUGAUCCAAAUCUUAAAAGAUGGGGAGAAGCUAAUCCACAAGUGCUCCAAGGUCUCUUGCUGCAGCCACUUCAGGAAGUGGAGGUACGCCAAUAAAAUUGAGGCCUUGGAGGACUCUCUUCUUAAUUUUUUUCAGGUGGAAUUGCAAGCCAUACUUCUUAGGAGCAACAUGCAGAUGCUGGUCCUGCUCAAAUCAAAGAAAUUCAGUUUGGGUUCUUGUGAGGCUACUGAUCCGCCGGCUUUUAUGGUGGGACUAGAUGUGCCUCUCAAAGAAUUGAAGAGGUGGCUGUUUACGGAUGGGGAAUCAAGGAUUGUGGUGUCGGCUCCUGGAGGAUGUGGGAAAACCACUUUGGCUAAAAGGCUUUGUCACGACCAACAAGUCAAGGAAUAUUUUCAGCACAUUUUCUAUGUCACGGUGUCAAAAACAUUCAACCUAAUUGGCAUCAUCAAGAAACUAUUUUGGCAUAGUGAUGAACAAGUGCCGGGGUUUCAAAAUGAGGAAGAUGCAGUCAACCAAUUGGAACUAAUGCUGAAGAGGAAAGUAGAAUCUGGUCAUAUACUGUUGGUCCUAGAUGACGUUUGGUCUGGGUCGGAAUCUGUCCUAGCCAAGUUUAAGAAAAUGUCGGGAUACAAGGUUCUGGUUACAUCUAGAAAUGAAUUUCCAGAAUUUGGUUCUACAUAUCACUUGAAAUUGUUGAGUGAAGAAGAUGCCAUGACUCUUUUCCGUCACUCAGCAAUCCCUGAGGAUGGGAGCGGUUCUUCCAUGCCCAGUGAAGACCUUGUGAAUGGGAUAGUGAGGCACUGCAAGGGAUUUCCACUGGCCCUGGAAGUGGUUGGCAGAUCCCUCCAUGAGCAGCCUGUAGAGAUCUGGAGAAGCACACUGAUGAAAUUAUCUGAAGGUGAAUCCAUUGUCAAUUCUGAAGAUGAACUGAGUAAUUGUCUUCAAAGUAGCUUAGAUGCCCUUGAUGACAAGGAUAUUAUGCUGAAGGAGUGUUUUAUGGACUUGGGUUCAUUUCCUGAAGACCAAAAAAUCCCUGCCACUGCUCUUAUAGAUAUGUGGGCGGAAUUGCACAAACUAGAUAAAGGCGGCAUAUAUGCCAUUUCCAACCUUCACAAACUCUGCUCUCAGAAUCUGCUUAAUCUUGUGGUCACAAGGAAUGAUGCAAAUGAGAUUGAUUGGUGCUACAACGAUGCCUUUGUCAUGCAGCAUGAUCUUCUCAGGGAUCUAGCCAUUUAUCAGAGCGAACAGGAGCCCAUAGAAAAGAGGAAAAGACUAAUCGUGGACUUGACAGGAAACAGACUCCCCGAGUGGUGGACUAAAGAGAAGCAACCCUGAUCAAGUGCUCAUCUUGUGUCCAUCUCCACAGAUGAAAUGUUCUCCUCAAGCUGGUGUAGCAUGCAACUUCCUAAAGCUGAGGCUCUAAUACUGAACUUUAAUCAGACAGAAAAGAAAUACGAAUUGCCAGAGUUCAUGAAGCAAAUGGAUGAACUGAAGGUUCUAGUAGUAACAAAUUAUGGUUUCUGCACUGCUGAAUUGACUAAUUUUUCAGUACUUGGUUCCUUAUCCAAUCUAAAGAGAAUCAGGUUAGAGAAAGUUUCAAUUCCAACACUAUGCAAAACCAGUAUAGAAUUGAAGAAUCUGGAGAAGCUAUCCUUAGUUUUGGGAGCAGUGUUUGAGAAGUUGUUCGCGGCGGUUGUAGAUGCAAGGAAUAAGGCAACUCAGUUCGACUCCAGCCUCAAAAAACUCGAAGAGACACUCAAAUCCAUAAAUCCAAGUAUCCUAGAGGUGAAAAGUUUGAACGACCAGUUGGAUCAUCCAAAGGAGGAAUUGGAGAAGUUGAUCCAAAUCUUAAAAGAUGGGGGGAAGCUAAUCCACAAGUGCUCCAAGGUCUCUUGUUGCAGCUACUUCAAGAAGUGGAGGUACGCCAAUAAAAUUGAGGCCUUGGACGGCUCUCUUCUUAAUUUUUUUCAGGUGGAAUUGCAAGCCAUACUUCUUAGGAGCAGCACGCAGGUUCUGGUCCUGCUCAAAUCAAAUAAAUUCAGUUUGGGUUCUUGUGAGGCUACUGAUCCGCCGGCUUUUAUGGUGGGACUAGAUGUGCCUCUCAAAGAAUUGAAGAGGCAGCUGUUUACAGAUGGGGAAUCAAGGAUUGUGGUGUCGGCUCCUGGAGGAUGUGGGAAAACCACUUUGGCUAAAAGGCUUUGUCACGACCAACAAGUCAAGGAAUAUUUUCAGGGCAUUUCCUAUGUCACGGUGUCAAAAACAUACAACCUGAUUGGCAUCAUCAAGAAACUAUUUUGGCAUAAUGAUGAACAAGUGCCGUUGUUUCAAAAUGAGGAAGAUGCAGUCAACCAAUUGGAACUAAUGCUGAAGAGGAAAGUAGAAUCUGGUCGUAUACUGUUGGUCCUAGAUGAUGUUUGGUCUGGGUCGGAAUCUGUCCUAGCCAAGUUUAAGUUCCAAAUAUCGAAAUUCAAGGUUCUGAUUACAUCUAGAAAUGAAUUUCCAGAAUUUGGUUCUACAUAUCACUUGAAAUUGUUGAGUGAAGAAGAUGCCAAGACUCUUUUCCGUCACUCAGCAAUCCCUGAGGAUGGGAGCGGUUCUUCCAUGCCCAGUGAAGACCUUGUGAAUACGGAGAUAGUAAGGUGCUGCAAGGGAUUUCCACUGGCCCUGGAAGUGGUUGGCAGAUCACUCCAUGGGCAGCCUGUAGAGAUCUGGAGAAGCACACUGAUGAAAUUAUCUGAAGGUCAAUCCAUUGUCAAUUCUCAAGAUGAACUGCGUAAUUGUCUUCAAAGUAGCUUAGAUGCCCUUGAUGACAAGGAUAUCAUGCUGAAGGAGUGUUUUAUGGACUUGGGCUCAUUUCCUGAAGACCAAAAAAUCCCUGCCACUGCUCUUAUAGAUAUGUGGGCGGAAUUGCACAAACUAGAUAAAGACGGCAUUUAUGCCAUUUCCAACCUUCAGAAACUCUGCUCUCGGAAUCUGCUUAAUCUUGUGGUUACAAGGUCCUCCAGGAAUGAUGCAAAUGAGAUUGAUUGGUGCUACAACGAUGCCUUUGUCAUGCAGCAUGAUCUUCUCAGGGAUCUAGCCAUUUAUCAGAGUGAACAGGAGCCCAUAGAAAAGAGGAAAAGACUAAUCGUGGACUUGACAGGAAACAGGCUCCCCGAGUGGUGGACUAAAGAGAAGCAAACCCCGAUUAAGUGCUCGCUUGUGUCCAUCUCCACAGAUGAAAUGUUCUCCUCAAGCUGGUGUAGCAUGCAACUUCCUAAAGCUGAGGCUCUAAUACUGAACUUUAAUCAGACAGAAAAGAAAUACGAAUUGCGAGAGUUCAUGAAGCAAAUGGAUGAACUGAAGGUUCUAGUAGUAACAAAUUAUGGUUUCUGCACUGCUGAAUUGACUAAUUUUUCAGUACUUGGUUCCUUAUCCAAUCUAAAGAGAAUCAGGUUAGAGAAAGUUUCAAUUCCAACACUAUGCAAAACCAGUAUAGAAUUGAAGAAUCUGGAGAAGCUAUCCUUAGUUAUGUGUCAUAAGAUUGGUCUGGCUUUUGCAAGUAGUACCAUCCAGAUUCCAGAAAUGUUACCCAACCUUGGGGAAAUCAACAUUGAUUACUGUAAUGACUUGGUGGAAUUACCAGAAGGGUUUUGUGAUUUAAUCCAGCUGAAUAAGCUGAGCAUCAACAACUGCCAUAAGCUGUCUUCACUGCCGGAAGGAAUAGGGAAGCUUACAAAUCUGGAAGUGCUAAGGGUUAGUGCCUGUACAUUGGUGUCAAAAUUGCCAGACUCAAUGGGAAGCCUCCACAAGUUGAGGGUUCUUGAUAUAACUGGUUGUUUACUAAUAAGGAAAAUGCCGAAACAAAUAAGCGAGUUGCGUAGUCUAAGAGAGUUCCACAUGAGACGGUGCCAGCGUUUGUGCGAGCUGCCAUCAUCAGUGACGGAUCUCGUGGAUUUGAAGAGGGUAAUCUGCGAUGAAGAGACUGCCUAGUUGUGGGAAUGUUUUACGCACUUGCUCCCCGAUCUCACUCUAUUAGUGCCUGAAGAAAUUAUCAACUUGAAUUGGUUUUAAAAUACUGGUUGUUGAGAUAUUAG
Molecule: messenger RNA, 4625 nt
Organism: Vitis riparia (riverbank grape)
Lineage: Eukaryota; Viridiplantae; Streptophyta; Magnoliopsida; Vitales; Vitaceae
Product: probable disease resistance protein At5g66900
Biological process (GO): defense response to fungus
Molecular function (GO): ADP binding; ATP hydrolysis activity
Source: RefSeq, a predicted model, not a curated record